GGAUGCCCUGGGGCUGCUCCAGACCGAAGUCAGGGAGCAGCGCUCCGAGCUGCCCCCGGCCACGCCGGCGGGGCAGAUCGGGGAGCACCGGAGCGCGAACCGGCAGGUGAUGGUCAACAUCGGUGACAUCGAGUACGUGUCCUACCUGCACGUGGGCGGGCAGACGAUCGCAGGCAUCCUAGACACAGGCUCUUUCGAGCUCGUGGUCUUCUCCACGGAGUGCAAGACCUGCGGCACGGCAGCCAAGUACAACCCAAAGUUGAGCAAGACACACAAGCCAGGAGCCCUCAUGACGGUGCAGUCCUAUGGCAGCGGCGACACCUACUCAUGGGAGGCCAAAGACACGGUCAGCAUCGGCCCCUUCGACGCGAAGAAUCAGACCUUCUGGGAGGAGCCCUGCGCGCCCCCCGUGCCCGUCGCCUGCUGGCCCGGGUGGCGGCGAGGUCGGCCGGCUCGGCCCCUCGAGCCGCGGCCUGGGCUCGGCAGGGCACCGCGCGGCCGGCUGCGCCUUCCCGGUGACCGACGCCCGCAUGCCGAUCCUCCGCAACGCGGCAUUCCAGGCCAUCAUCGGCAUCGGGCCGCCCGAGACUCCCGCGGCGGACGCCUGGACGGAGGUGCAGAAGUCGCUGGAGUCCGUGAACAAGUUCUACGGCGACAGCAAGCGCCCCCCAAAGGACGCCCUGAAGGACGUGAAGGACGCCAUCGAGUCCGCGCUGGAGAUGAGCGACACGCCCCCGAUGCUGCACACCUUCGGCGUGCAGGCCUUCUCCAUCUGCAUGGGGGCCCGUGCCGGCUCCGACGGGUACUUCACCUGGCAGGAGCGUCAGCACACGGACAAGCCAGACCUCUUCACGAGGGUGCCCAUCCUCGGGAAGCACACCUGGAGCGUUGGCCUCGCCAGCGUGAAGCUCACGCGCCCGGGCCUCUUCACGGAGACCCGGCUGGGCUGCUUCGAGGAGGGCGGCUGCAGCGCGCUCAUCGACAGCGGCACCAGCCUUCUCGCCGUGCCCCGCCCCGUCAUCAACAAGGUGCAGGACCUCGUGGCCAAGAUGCACGUGGGCUGCCAGGAC
Molecule: messenger RNA, 1070 nt
Organism: Prorocentrum cordatum
Lineage: Eukaryota; Dinophyceae; Prorocentrales; Prorocentraceae
Source: the annotation of a GenBank genome assembly